GUACAAGUAUUUGCUUCACUAUCUUCUUUGGCAGAAGCCAAUAUAGUAAUGGCAAUAGUCAAUCGUGUCAACCAAUUUGAAAAGGCGCUCAAAAUAUAUUGAAAUGACUUGAUUUCUUUUUACUGACCGCUCUAAGCUAAGUUAGGGUUUGUGAUUUCAAUACAGAUAAAAGUUAGGGUUUUUGGAGACUGAUUGGGCUCCUCAUGGAUCGGCUUCGGCCUAGGGAGAGAAAGGUCGUCCCUGGCUUCACAGAAGCUGAGGAGCGUUGGAUUUUGGACUGUUACAGCGAUGAGUUCCUGGUUUCAUCUUGCAUUGUGCAUGGGUUUGUGGAAUUGUGACAAUGCACUAGGUUGUGGCCUCUGAUUAGGAGUGAAAUGCAAGUAUUUUGAUUAAUCAUUCUAAAUAUUAUACAGCUUAGUAUUCAUAAAUCUGCGAACAACCGUGGUCAUGAUGCCCUGUUAGAUUUAUUUAGUCUUAUACUGAUGAUGAUGAUGAUGAUAUAUAUAUAUAUAUAUAUAUAUAUAUAUAUAUUACAUUAGAUGUAUAUUGAAAUGAUAUGAAGAUUAGAUGCACUAAAUAUUACAUUAGUUUCAUGAGUAUGCGAAAGAAAAAUGUACGUGAAAGUUGAUAUCUAUUUAAUCCCCAAAUUGCAGUCUUUAAUUGGCAGGGAAUGGGGGCAUUGGUGAAGCAUUCGUGUCAUGUGCAAGUUCGAAUUAUUAGUUCAACUCUUGGAGAAAUAUUAUAUAACUUAGUAUUCAUAAACCUGUGAAAAACUGUGGGUCAUGACAUCAUGUUAGACUUGUUGGUUCUAUACUGGUGAUAUAUAUAUAUAUAUAUAUAUGGGGUUUAUAAUUCAUUGUGCAAUUUUUUAUUGGUUAUUCAUUGUAAACACCUGAAUGAUAGCUUAUUGCCUUCUUGUUUGCAGGGAAUGGAGAUUUUUUAUUAAUCAGUUAUAUCAUGCAAAAUUUGAAAGCUUAGAUGAAACUUUUAGUUAAUUAUACACGGAUAUAUGAAAAAAUGCAUUUUAGAAAGAAAAAAAAAUGCAUUUUUAGGAAAAAAAAAAAAUGCGUGAAAAAAUUGUAAUGGGUAUAUUAGAUUAAUGCUUGUUAAUUUUAUGUUUAAAUAUUAUUUGGUUUUUGUCUUAUUGUGAAUUAAUUUGUUGGGUUAUGAUUGUAUUGUGAUGACACUAAUGGUUUCAAAUUGGGAAUGAAACAUGGGAUUGGUUAAUCACUCUAUUCUUGUACAGAUUUGACAAAUCAUCUCCCAGUUCCCACUUUUGUAUUCAAGGGUCUGUAGGAAUUUGCAUAUGGGAAUGUUAGACUCGUCUUAUACUGAUGCAUUUUUUGUUUUAUGAUAUAAGGUGCGGAAAUGGAAAUGCACUAAUUGUAGCCUGACUAGCAGGGACUGUGAGUGUUGUUUAAUCAGUCUCUCAUACACAAUUUGCAACGUACAUUUAUCUGAUUUCAGCUUUUUUCUCUUUGGUCAGUGAAAAAGUGUGCAGGAACAUUAUGAUGCAUCCUUUGGUUUAUGGCAUAAUGUACGCAAAUUUAUUUGGCUGUGGUUGUAAUAACCUUAUUUUACUGAUGAUUAACAUUGAAGUUUGGGGGUAUGAGUAAUAAAAAGAGAUCCUUUAAAAGUUUGAAUGAUUACCUAGACUAUUUUGCUUAAAAUUUCUUAAAUUAGUUGAAAGUGCAAUGCAAUUAAUUGUAGGAAGGGACUUUUGUUUCACUACUUAUCUUUUUUGUCAUUAACCUGUGUAUGAAUUUGAUUUGACUUCCAAUUUUAUGAACUUCCUUCUUUGGGUGUUUAUUAACUCUCGAAGAGGGGGAAUUGCUUGAGCAUGUUAACAUAUUAACUCUCCUGUUGAUUUCAAUUUUAUUCUUUUAGCCAUUAGCAAAAUUGCAUGCUUAUUGGCUGUAAUUUGUAUAAAAACUUGGACAUCACGUCGUAAAGUUGAUCAUCAAUUUUGCUUUUGCUGACUACUGUUUUACUUUAAGAGGCAUGAUGCAACAUUAUUUGCUCCCUUCAACACAAACAGAUUGAGAGAAUGGAUAAAUUAUACAAGGAAUCAGGUAACCAGUCUCUGGAUCGUGAAUUCUAUAGAAGAGUUGCACGCAAUUUCAAUUCUUCUAAAGGCCGUGCUGGGAAACCUCUAGUAAAAUGGAUUGAGAUAGAAAGUUGGUUCCAGAAGAGGCAGCGAGACUGCCUACCUAGGGAUGCUUCUUCACCUAAUCCUCCCAAGAAAUUGUCUGUUUCCCCAGAAGUUUGCCCUGCGAAGAAAGCACACAGUGAUUCUCAAAUCGAUAAAGAUGCUUCAAUUGAUGCAGGACAAAAUGUUCCAGAUCUUUCAGAGUUGGAAUUUGAGGCUAGGUCAUCAGAAGAUGGGGCAUGGUAUGAUGUUGAUACAUUUAUUGGCCACAGAUGUCUUGGUUCAGGUGAAACUGAAGUUCAUGUAAGAUAUAUUGGGUUUGGGUCUGAGGAGGACGAGUGGGUAAACGUGAAAAAGAAUGUGCGUGAACGCUCCAUUGCAUUGGAGCACUGGGAGUGCCAGAAAGUGAAAGUUGGAGAUCUCGUACUCUGCUUCCAGGAGAAGAGUGAUCAAGCAAGAUAUUAUGAUGCUCACGUUCUUGAAAUCCAACGUAGAUUGCAUGAUAUAAGGGGCUGCAGGUGCCUUUUCUUGAUUCGAUAUGACCAUGACAGUUCCGAGGAAAAAGUUCAUUUGAGGAGAUUAUGUUGCCGGCCAAAAUACGAGGGCACUUUUUAAGCAAUCUUCAAAAUUUUGGUCACCUUCGAUCUGGUAUCUCGUUUUUACCUAUACACAGAACUGGUUGCAUGGAUGAUGACCCGAUAGUCAGGCACAACGCUUGGUGACAUUAUACAGAUCGGAUGAAAUUUUUUGUUGAUUUCUGCUGUAGAAUCGGGUAUUAUUAUUAUCCAUUGGGCAAUCGUUUUUCGGUUUUUACUGAACUCAUUACCAUGCUGCUUCCUUAUAAAAUCAUGUGACAGGAAAGUGUAUUAUAUAAUACUUGUCCUCAAAUGCAUUGCGUGGUGAGGAGCACACUCUUUCUCAUUUAUUCGUAUGCAGUACUUACAGAAAAAGACUUUGCAACAUUAGUAAGAAAUGAACAUAGAAUCGAAUUAAUUCAGCA
This is a messenger RNA of Cornus florida, 3149 nucleotides long. Its product is annotated as protein SAWADEE HOMEODOMAIN HOMOLOG 1-like. Gene Ontology annotation, molecular function: chromatin binding. The transcript is spliced from 9 exons. The coding region runs from base 2048 to 2764 and encodes 238 amino acids. The record is from RefSeq and is a predicted model, not a curated record. NCBI's taxonomy places the organism in Eukaryota, Viridiplantae, Streptophyta, Magnoliopsida, Cornales, Cornaceae.